CCUGGAAAGUUCCAUGUGCCACAGGUGUGGCCCUAAAGAGACAAAAGCAAGAAGAAAGAAAGACAGAAAAGCUGGAUUCAUUAGCAGCUGCUCCCUAUUCUUCUCUGUCUCCUGGCAACCACCAAUCUCUGUCUGUCUCUAGAGAUUUGCCUGUGCUGGAUAUUUCAUGUAAACGCAAUCACACAAUAGGUGGCCUUUUGUGUCUCACUUACUUUCCUCUCCUUCAUGUUUUUAAGAUUCCUCUGUGCUGUAGUGUGUGUCCUUUUUAUGGCUUUAUUAUAGUCCAUUAUAUGGAAGAACCACAUUUUUCUUUAUCCAUUUUGCUCCUAAGGGACAUUUGGGUGGGUUCCACCUUUUUGGCUAGAGUGAGUAUUGCUGCUGUGAACCAUCACGAGCAAGCUUUUGUUUGACCACCUGUUUUCAUCUCUUUUGGGGCCAUGCCUGGGAGUGGAAUUGCUGGGUCACGUGAUCCUUCAACACGGAACUGACUGAGGAGCCACCAAACUCUCUCCACAGCGGUUGCGCCAUUUGAUGUUCCUGCCAGCAACACACGGUUCCAAUUUCUCCACAUUCUCGCCAACACUUGUUUUCCAUGUUUUGAUCUCAGCCAUCCUAGUGGGUGUGAGGUGGAAUCUGACCUGCUACUGUUCGCCCACCUCCUCUCCCCUCCUACGGGUCCGGCCUCUGGUUCACUGGGUUGGGUGCAGGCAGCCUGGAAACAGAGGCCCAGUGCUGAGUGGCUCCAAGGACCUGCCAUCCCGGGGACCCCUUCCCAGGUGUGAGAGCUGAAAACCCUGCGUGGGGGAGUCCGAGGUGCAGAAGGUAAGGCUGGCCUCUCAGGGGCGGCGGUCCAAGGGCAGAGCCAGGCUGUCUGAGUCCAAAGGGGGAUGAGGUGUGAAUACCAAGCGUCUGGGGGGGUUGUCUAGGCUUGAAAGGAGAGGUUUGGGGGAAGGCAGAGACAGCGAGGGACAGGCGAGUUCCAGAGAAGGCUCUUGGCUUCUGCCAGGGGUGUGGAAUAAACCAAACAGGAACUCGCUUUGGUGCAGGCUAAUUCUCAUUCCAGCAAUGCCAGUGUUUACAGCAGGCACCCCCCCACCCCCGGCCCUGCCAUUUCCUUGGCGAUCAGAACGGCUGUCCCUGCAGCACGGGGCAUGUUCACGCAUGGGCUCCCGUAAUCCCACAGCGGCCCUCUGAUGCAGGCACGGUCAUUGCCCGGCUUUAAAGAAGAGGAAAUGGAGGCACACAGAGAGGUCACGGGCCUCGCCCAGGAUCGCCCCUCCGGGAAAUGGCUCAGAGCCAGGACCGCGAGGCGCACACUUUGCAGUCAUGCCAUCCGGCUUGAAGCUGCAUGUCCCGGCCUGGGACUUGGGAUAACAGGUUCCUAGAGGAAGCUCCCCAGCGCGGGGGCGGGGGGCCACCUUCGUAAGGAGGACCUGUGUCUGAUGUUGCCGCCUCUGGCCAGUCCCAUGCAUGGCCUUUAUCCCAGCUUGAUAACAGGAGGAUGGCGGGUGUGGAUUUGCCAAGGACCAGAGCUCACUCUUGGCUCUUUUGCUGCUAGCGCCUCUGACUCUCAGUCUCCCUCAUCAGGGAAAUGGGUGCACAGCUGGCCCACAGGUGCUUUUGUUUGUCACCAUCUGCCUUAUCCUGCAUGGAGUGACCCCGGCCAAGACCAGCCUCUGGAGCACCUUAGGUUUUGAGGUGGAGGUGACAGCCAAGGGGGUCUCAAGUCCCCAGGCUGGUGUCCCACUGCCUCCACUGGAGCCUGGCAGAGCAGGCUGCUGCGUCGUAACUUUCUAGCGGGCAGCUCAUUGCUCAGCUGGGGACCGGGCAGGACGCUGCUCACGACCACUGGGGCAGGAGGCCAAGGCAGAGGCAGGGUCCUCGGUGCAGCCAGAGGCUCCGGCAGCCUCCAUUCUCCUGCUCUGGAGGGGCUGCAGGUGCCUCCCCAGGGCGCAGCUUCCCCACUGCCCUGAGUUAGGAGGGCGCUCAGGGAUCCCGCCCCAGCUCUAGACCCCUGUGCCCAAGCGAAAGGUCUGUUUCCUGCCUUGAAGGUGGCACAGUGACAUCCACGGAGCUGUGGCUGGGAGGGGAAGGAGAGGUCUACCAAAGCUGGCUAUGGCACUUUGUGUGCGGAGAGCGAAUAAAAACGUGUCUGUCUUCUGUCUGCCCACCCAGCCGGGAGGAAGCCUCCUAAGUAAACACCUGCCCCCACCCCACUUUCUUUUCUGAGGAGGAAUCUCUUUCCGUCCCCAGGGAGGGCGCGGGCAAGGUGAGAGGAUGCGGCCGACGCACUAUGUUGCGUGGAGGUCGCUGCACAGAGACCGCGGCGGCAGCUCUUCUAAUGUCGCCCACGCCACGGAGGCGGCUGGAGCCCAGAAUGGUUCUCAGGGGUCCCCGGCGCCGGGCGCACAGCCAGGGGGCACCCGGGGAGGAUCCAGAACCCCAGCCCGAGGCCUGCUGACCUCGGUGGCCGCGGGCCCGAGCGGCGCGGCCAUGGGCCGAGGGGUGCGCGUGCUGCUGCUGCUGGGCCUGCUGCACUGGGCCGGGGGCGGCGAGGGCAGGAAGACCUGGCGGCGCCGCGGCCAGCAGCCGCCCCCGCCGCCCCCGCCGCGGGCCGAGGUGGCGCCCGCGGCGGGGCAGCCGGUGGAGAGCUUCCCGCUGGACUUCACGGCCGUGGAGGGCAACAUGGACAGCUUCAUGGCGCAGGUCAAGAGCCUGGCGCAGUCCCUGUACCCCUGCUCGGCGCAGCAGCUCAACGAGGACCUGCGCCUGCACCUCCUGCUCAACACGUCGGUGACCUGCAACGACGGCAGCCCGGCGGGCUACUACCUGAAGGAAUCCAAGGGCAGCCGGCGGUGGCUGCUCUUUCUGGAAGGAGGCUGGUACUGCUUCAACCGGGAAAACUGCGACUCCCGAUACGACACCGUGCGGCGCCUCAUGAGUUCCAAAGACUGGCCUCGCACCCGCACAGGCACGGGGAUCCUGUCCUCCCAGCCAGAGGAGAACCCGCACUGGUGGAACGCCAACAUGGUCUUCAUCCCCUACUGCUCCAGUGACGUCUGGAGUGGGGCUUCGUCCAAGUCUGAGAAGAACGAGUACGCCUUCAUGGGCGCCCUCAUCAUCCAGGAGGUGGUACGAGAGCUCCUGGGCAAAGGGCUGAGUGGGGCCAAGGUGCUGCUGCUGGCCGGGAGCAGCGCGGGGGGCACGGGGGUGCUACUGAACGUGGACCGCGUGGCCGAGCAGCUGGAGGAGCUGGGCUACACCGCCAUCCAGGUGCGGGGCCUGGCCGACUCGGGCUGGUUCCUGGACAACAAGCAGUACCGCCGCACCGACUGCAUCGACACCAUCACCUGCGCGCCCACGGAGGCCAUCCGCCGGGGCAUCAGGUACUGGAACGGGGUGGUCCCAGAGCGCUGUCGGCGCCAGUUCAAGGAGGGCGAGGAGUGGAACUGCUUCUUUGGCUACAAAGUCUUCCCAACCCUGCGCUGCCCGGUGUUCGUGGUGCAGUGGCUGUUUGACGAGGCCCAGCUGACAGUGGACAACGUGCACCUCACGGGGCAGCCGGUACAGGAGGGCCAGUGGCUGUACAUCCAGAACCUGGGCCGAGAGCUGCGGAACACGCUCAAGGAUGUGCCGGCCAGCUUUGCCCCCGCCUGCCUCUCCCACGAGAUCAUCAUCCGAAGCCACUGGACGGACGUCCAGGUCAAGGGGACCUCGCUGCCCCGGGCACUGCACUGCUGGGACAGGAGCCUCCACGACAGCCACAAGGCCAGCAAGGCCCCCCUGAAGGGCUGCCCCGUCCACCUGGUGGACAGCUGCCCCUGGCCCCACUGCAACCCCUCCUGCCCCACCAUCCGGGACCAGCUCACGGGGCAGGAGAUGAACGUGGCCCAGUUCCUCAUGCACAUGGGCUUCGACGUGCAGACGGUGGCCCAGCAGCAGGGCCUGGAGCCCAGUAAACUGCUGGGGAUGCUGAGCAGCGGGAGCUAGGGCCUCCCCAGGCCCCUCCCCUCCAGGCCCUCCUGCCCUCCCAGGACCACAGGCUCUGGCUGUCCCCCCCACCCCCGGGUCUGGAUGGCCUCCCGGCAGCCCUCACCGCCUCUCUGCCCCGGCCUCCCAGAGGCCCAGCCGGAGACCCAGCUGUGGCCCUGGGACCCUCCCCCCGCCCCUCCUCCUCUGCCUCCAGCCCGUGGUGGGAGCCAGAAGCACUGGACUCCUCAGCCCCCGGCCCGGCUCCCGGCCUCCCCUGCCCUUUUGUAUUAUUUUAUAAAGUGACUUUUUUAUUACUUUAAUUUUUUAAAAAAGAAAAUUAAGCAAGAAAUAUAUGGUGAAUGAUAUUGUUUUGUAACAUAUUUUUUUUAAAUAAUGAAAAAAAAGUUAACAAAGAGCCUCA
Sus scrofa (pig) is the source of this 4393-nucleotide messenger RNA. It is a transcript of the gene NOTUM, whose product is annotated as notum, palmitoleoyl-protein carboxylesterase. Gene Ontology annotation, biological process: protein depalmitoleylation; negative regulation of canonical Wnt signaling pathway. NCBI's taxonomy places the organism in Eukaryota, Metazoa, Chordata, Mammalia, Artiodactyla, Suidae. The record is from RefSeq and is a predicted model, not a curated record. Gene Ontology annotation, molecular function: palmitoleyl hydrolase activity.